GUUUGUCAAGUUUCUACACUGUUCGUAAACGUUUGCUUGAUGCAUUGUGAUUUUAUAUCAGUUUAUCAGUUUUGUAUAUAUUUUCAAUCGAAUGUUUAAAUAAUUGUUUAUUCUUCAUUAAGAGAUUGAAAAAAUAGAAGAGAUUAAAGUAAAAUGCCUGCACAAGAUAUUGCGGUUCCACAACCGCCAGCAACCGAAGGAGAAGAAAAUGCACCUUCGUCCCAACCAAUUGUAGGAAUUAUUUAUCCUCCUCCAGAAGUUAGAAAUAUCGUUGACAAAACUGCUAGCUUCGUAGCUAGAAAUGGACCGGAAUUUGAAUCAAGAAUUAGACAAAAUGAAUUAGGAAAUGCAAAAUUUAAUUUCUUGAAUUUUGGCGAUCCAUAUCAUGCAUAUUAUCAACACAAAGUUAAAGAAUUUAAAGAAGGUAAAGCUCAGGAACCGUCUAUGGGCUCAGGUGGAGGGAAAACUGUUAAUUUAACGGCACAUCAAAAGCAACAAGAAAUUUUAAAACAAGUAGAACAGCCCUUUGUUCCUAAAGAUCCACCUGCAGAAUUUGAAUUUAUCGCAGAUCCUCCUUCUAUUUCUGCAUUGGAUUUGGAUAUUGUGAAAUUAACAGCACAAUUUGUAGCACGUAAUGGACGUCAGUUUUUAACCAAUUUAAUGAAUAGAGAGCAACGUAAUUUUCAAUUUGAUUUUUUACGUCCUCAACAUUCAUUGUUUCAAUAUUUUACAAAACUUUUGGAACAAUAUACCAAAGUAUUAAUUCCACCUAAAGAUUUAUUACCACGAUUAAAAGAUGAAGUGUUUAAUAUGGAUAAGAUUUUAGAACAGGUUAAGUAUCGCGCUGAAUGGCUGAAAUAUCAAGAAGCUCAAAGACGUAAAGAGGAAGAAGAAUUAGAGCGAGAGAGAGUUGCUUAUGCGCAAAUUGAUUGGCAUGAUUUUGUUGUCGUUGAAACUGUAGAUUAUCAACAAUUUGAAGUUGGUAAUUUUCCAGCACCAACAACUCCCGAUGAAGUUGGAGCUAGGGUUCUUAUGCAGGAACGUAUUGAAGAAGGGGAAGAUGUUGAAAUGCAAAUUGACAGUGAUGGAGAAGAGGAGAUGCAAACUCGUACUGAAGGUGAAAAAGAUCGUGCUAAGGACAACAAUCAGGUACAAGAUAUGGAGGAGGAUUCAAGUGAUGACGAUGAUGUGUCUCCUCCAGGUGAUAGUCAUAAGUCCAAAGAAUCUAAAAUACGAGACGCAAGUAUGCAACCUCCACCAUUACCACCGACACCUGGAAACGUUGUAGUAAAGAAAGGAUAUGAUCCAAAACAACAUGCUGUUAAAGCUGCUCGUCCAGUUGCUCCGGAUGAAUAUUUGAUUUCACCGAUUACGGGAGAACGUAUACCUGCUAGUAAAGUGCAAGAACAUAUGAGAAUUGGUUUAUUAGAUCCACGUUGGGUUGAACAACGGGAUAAACAUCUAGAUAAAUUAGCGCAAGAAACGGUAUUUGCUCCGGGUACUGCGAUUGAGGCUAGUCUUAAGCAACUCGCUGAAAGACGUACUGAUAUAUUUGGUGUUGGUGACGAAGAAACUGCAAUCGGUAAAAAGAUCGGCGAAGAGGAUAAAAAGAAAGACGAUAAGGUUACAUGGGAUGGUCAUACAUCUAGCGUUGAAGCUGCUACAAGAGCAGCUCGAGCUAAUAUCACGUUAGAGGAACAAAUUCAUCAAAUACACAAGGUUAAGGGACUUCUUCCGGACGAAGAAAAGGAAAAGAUUGGACCAAAGCCUGCUAAUCGUGCUGCAGAACUUUCACAUAUGGCUGCUGUUGCCUCUAAGCCUCAAGCUACUUUAAAAGCACCACCCAAACCACCAGCUCCAAAACCAAUACCAGUACCAGCACAACCACCACCACCGCCAACUAUGAGUAUGCCUACAAUGGCAAUUCCACAACCAAUGAUGCCACAGGCACCGAUGAUGAUGAUGGCUCCUAUGCCACCAAUCAGACCACCGCCACUUAUGACACCAACUAUGUCACCAUUUAUGCCAACACCACCACCUAUGCAACCACCAAUGGCAUCAGCUAUUGGUAUCAAACAUACUGCAGAACCUAUGGAAGAAGAACCUCAGGCUAAGAAAUUGCGUUCUGAAGAUACAUUGAUUCCAGAACAAGCAUUCCUUGCAAGAAAUAAGGGUCCAGUACAAUUAAAUAUAGCUGUGCCUAUGAUGACCGAAAAGGCAGAAUGGAAAUUGAAUGGGCAGACGUUAAAUAUCACUCUGCAAUUAAGUGAUACUGUUGUAACUAUGAAAGCUUUGAUUCAUGAACAAACUGGUAUGCCACCGGGAAAACAAAAGUUACAAUACGAGGGAAUGUUCUUUAAAGAUGGUAAUACUCUUGCUUAUUAUAAUUUAUCAUCCGGAAAUGUUAUUAAUCUUCUUCCCAAGGAAAGAGGUGGUAGGAAGAAAUAAAUAAUGAUUUUUAUUAAUAACACGUACCUACCAACGAACCCGGAUUAUCUCCUGUAAAUGCAAUUAUCCUGCAACUCUCAUUGAAGCCAAAUCUUUCGACAAAGUAAGACGAUAUUGGACCGAUAUUGUUAUAGGAAGAGAUCGGUUUGCCCAAUUUUUUUCUUAAAUCAGGCGCACAGGUCUAUGAAAAUAAAGUAAAAAAAAAAAAAAAAAAAAAAAAAAA
Messenger RNA from Vespa mandarinia (Asian giant hornet), 2671 nucleotides. It is a transcript of the gene Sf3a1, whose product is annotated as splicing factor 3A subunit 1. Gene Ontology annotation, molecular function: protein binding; RNA binding. Gene Ontology annotation, cellular component: U2 snRNP; U2-type prespliceosome; catalytic step 2 spliceosome. Gene Ontology annotation, biological process: regulation of alternative mRNA splicing, via spliceosome; mRNA cis splicing, via spliceosome. Lineage: Eukaryota; Metazoa; Arthropoda; Insecta; Hymenoptera; Vespidae. The record is from RefSeq and is a predicted model, not a curated record.